UUUGUCAUUGUAACUUGUAACCGUACGGACCACACAACCAGAAGCUCGUCGAGAAAGAGAAGGGGACGUAUUAUGUGUGCCAUAUUCCCCUCAAACGGCAGAAAUACAUAUACUAAACGGUGUACAAGUUUCAUCAGCCUUGUUAUACCUGCCCGGUUUUAAAGUGACAAUGGUAGAAUUUCAAGCCGCGUCUUGCUUUUUCCCCGUAUUGAUGUGUGUUGUUUGAAUGGAGAUUAUCGUAUACGCGAUACAUUGAAUUCACUCGGAGAGCUCGUGUGUGCGAUCGAAGUUGUCGUAUAGACAAAGUCGGGCUGUAUUUAAAAUUAUCUUAAAUGUAGUUCGCCAUAAAUGAUGAAUACGAGAAAUGCGCCGAUGCAGUGCAUCGAUUUAAAAUGCACGGGAUGUGGAACUUGAACUAGGGACCGUCCGCAGUCUCGCUGCGAAAAGUACUUAUGAAAGUGACAAAGAAAGUAUCGAGCUUUUAGCUGUUCUGAUCUUACGAAGAUACGGUAAAUAACAAUGCGUAUCUGAGAAGUAUCGAACGGAGCAUGCAUUUCUGGAUUAAUAAACCGGCGGGCAGGUAUUACGGUUUCACUGGCCGCCGAUACCCCGCCACACCUAUACCAAAAACGCGUUUCAAUCGGUGUCGAUAUAAUGCGGAUUUAAGACAAAUGGUUACUCCACUUCAUCGUUUCCAUAACCUGAGCACCGCUGGGAGUAUGGCUGGUCCUAGUAAUGUGAAUAAUUGCAGGCUGAUACGAACAUCGAUAAGAGCUAAUAAUAGUGAAACUCAAAACAGGUUUCCAGUUGGCUCUAGUCAACGCACUCAGCUGAACAACAUCCCCAAUAAUGUAACAACAGCUGGGAAUAAUCAGUUAAUAUUAUCAAAUACUACUCCGAACGGAACAAACAGAAGUCUUUUAGACUUCUCAGAGUUCAAUGAUGCAGAGAUAGCAAGUUACAGAUUACGGUGCGGCCUCUGGAUAACGUUUGUGCUUGCAGCGGGAUUCGUUGCAGCUGCAAAACUUUACUUUGCCAAUCAAGGUCAAGGUUUAGAAAUAUUUGUGUUUUGGGGUCUAUCAACGUUAUUAGUAUUUGCAUGUUUGUACUCUAUUGUGUGUCGACGAAGCCAACGCAACAAUCACCAAGAGCAUCGCAUUCAAGAAGAACAUAUCGCAUCUGUAACUGCUACCAAUACAAUACCCACUGAAAAUAUUAGACCUGUUUCUGUAGUAAGGCAAAAUCCACCACCACCUUAUCACAUUGCUAUUUUAAUUCCGCCUAAUUCGACGGACGAGGCACCGCCACCGUCUUACGACAAAGUCAUGCGAUAAGUGAAUGUUGAUAUUAAGUCAUAAUGUAUAGAACUCUAUCACUAUUUUUUCAUGUAAUACAUUUUUUAAAGACGAAUCAUUGAUACAAUAUAUUAUCAUCGUACAUCGUUAAACAUAAACGUUCCACUAACGAGCUUUUAAUUUAUGAAAAGCAAGUAAAACAUAGGUAUCAACAAAUGUUCUAGGAUAGGCAAACUUUACAUCUGUGAUAUAUAUAGUGAUGCAACAUCGACAUCAUUCUUGAUAAUGUUUAUGACUAGAAAGCAUAAGAAGACUAUUUUGGGCAUUAUACAAUGUCCAAACAGAGGAAUGAAAGACAAGCUUGCAAUAUUUUAUGUUUAGUGAAAGAGAAUAUGUAUUUUAAUUUUUUAUACCUAAAUGUAUGCUUGUAAUUUAUUUAAUCAAAAAAACAUAUAGAAUAGCGUACCAUUGAAAAAACCAAAACGUUUCUUUAUUUUCUUUAUGAAGCACGUAACAUGUAAUUUACGCAAAAUCAAUAUAUUCGUUCGUUUAAAGAAUAAAAAGUAUUAUUUCCGCAACAGAAACGAAGAAAAUUUAAAUCGGCGCACAAAUGCCAGUCAUGUUUAAUGUAUAAACUGCUCACUCUUCCCAUAAACCAAUCUCAUAUGGAUAAAGUUACAAGUUUUAUAGCGUAAUAAUUAAUGAAAACGUAGAUUAAGCAUUAUGUGUUUUAUAAUAUUUAAUUACAUACAUGUACAUAAUAUGGGUAAGUGUGUACAUACGCAACGCACACAGCAAGCACACAUACAUCUUUGUCAGUCUAAAACUUUUCGACUGACGUAAA
This is a messenger RNA of Colletes gigas, 2139 nucleotides long. RefSeq lists its product as uncharacterized. Lineage: Eukaryota; Metazoa; Arthropoda; Insecta; Hymenoptera; Colletidae. The record is from RefSeq and is a predicted model, not a curated record. The coding region runs from base 549 to 1334 and encodes 261 amino acids. The transcript has 4 exons.